Molecule: messenger RNA, 1863 nt
Organism: Parastagonospora nodorum SN15
Lineage: Eukaryota; Fungi; Ascomycota; Dothideomycetes; Pleosporales; Phaeosphaeriaceae
Exons: 7
Coding region: 1-1863 (620 amino acids)
Biological process (GO): DNA-templated transcription
Molecular function (GO): DNA binding; zinc ion binding
Source: RefSeq, a predicted model, not a curated record
AUGGACUCUGAGAACCCAAGACCCACUAAGAAGCGCCAUCUGACAGGGGAGGAGCGGCAACGAGCAAUUCGCGCAGUGCCUCCACGGGAUGCGCAGCGUGAACCUCACACACGUCGCACUAUUGAAGAGCUGAAGGAUCGCGCAACAUGUAUGGCACGAAUUCUUCGACACCACUUUCCCAAUCUUGGCCUGGAUAUUGAGACCCUGCGAUAUACGUGUGAUGCCCUUCCGGCACAAGAUGGUAUUGAUUCAGACAAACCAGGCCUGGACCUGCAAAGCGUCGCUAUGAAUGAGCUUGCCUCUGACAGCAUCGGUAUGGAGAACGAGAAUUGCACGAUUGAUUGCAUAGAUGGCACGACAGUUCCUAUCUUUUUGCUUCGGUGUAGAUUACUCUGGCAAUCAUUCCGCUUUCCCGCAUCAUAUUCGUGUGCGCAGGCUCAUCAUUCCACGCAGAGUCAACCCCGCAAGCGGGUACCUGAAUUUAUUCGCGUUGGCGAACCAGAGCCAGGUUCUACUGCGAUUGAGGAUAUCGUGGCACUUCUCCCGCCCAGACCAUUGACUGCCUUUCUGGUCGACGUAUUCUUCAAGCAUUCUACAAGCUACUACUACUUUGUUGAAAAGCGCUGGAUCACUGACCUUCUCAACAAACUGCACGCAAGCCCGAGCCGGCUUAGCUCAAAAGACGUCACCGCAACCUGCAUGGUCCUAAUGGUUCUUGCAGUGGGGACACAAUAUGUGCACUUGGAAUCGACCAGAAAGAGUUGCAAUGAAGGAGCAGGCACAGCAGCGCACAACCCUCCAGCAAAUUGGGAGUCCGACAUCGGCUCCACCUUUUAUCGUCAGGUGGCAAGACUGCUAUCCGAAGUGAUCCAUGCUGGCACCAUGUUGAGUGUUCAGGUGUUCAUGCUUCUCGGCUUGUAUUCGUUGCCUAUCGAUGCGUCUGGAUUAGGCUACAUGUAUCUCAACCUCGCCAUCAAAGUAGCUAUUCAGAACGCAAUCUCACGUUCCGAGGUUGAUGCGGACUUUCCUAGCAGCCCUGACACAAGUGGUUCAACAGAUGUCGACUACGAUACGACUAGAUUGCUAGAAUCCAUCCACCUGACCUGUCAGGCAGAAGCCUUCCUCCAUCAGAUGUCGCGACUUGCGAAGUUGUCCAAGAUCGGAGGCUCAUACAAUUUUAAAUCGUAUAAGACAAAUGAAGCAAAGUCUGCAUGUCAAUGGGACUUCUUGAUACAAGACUCCAUCUCCGCAGCCAACGAAGCAAUCGAUAUCUGCCAUUUGAUGCGAACAAGCGACAUCGGCCUCGCGAAGUCUUCGUAUGCUGAAUAUAGCUCAUGUCGCGCGUCGCUCAUGGUAUUAAUAGCUCAUAGCAUCUGCUGUCGUACAAACGAGCAUUCAGAGGCGUUACGAAAAGGACUCGAUGCAAUCAAAGAGAUGGCUUCAGUGGGCGAGUCCGCUCGAUCAGAAGUGUCGUUGCUGGAGGACUUGGAGGAGGCUCUCCAAUCGAUUCAUACCCCAGAAAAGCCGGAGAUUAUAGCAGAGACUGAUCAUAACUCGGCCCAGGAUGGUUAUGAAGGUCUUCUUAAAUGGUACACCAACGUGGCGCGUACUAGCAAUCCUUGUGGCACCACUUCGAUGAUGGACCCUGUCAAUUCCUUCAAUACAAGGCUUCCAGACUCAACGACUUCGCGACUUAGACUGUACAAUCAGUCCUCUUCGUCGACGAACCCAGAAAAUGACUACCCUUUUGAUCUUGAUCUCUUAAACGCGGAUGGGAACAUGUCUUUUGUCACCUCCGGCCUAUACGAUUUUAGCAAUACCGAGAACGAAUUCUUUGAGAACUUUCUAUGGCCACCGAGCUAG